Messenger RNA from Geodia barretti, 1863 nucleotides. The record is from the annotation of a GenBank genome assembly. Lineage: Eukaryota; Metazoa; Porifera; Demospongiae; Tetractinellida; Geodiidae.
GGACCUACAGAAUAGGGUUGGGGACUCAGCACUGAUGGAAGCAGCCUACUGGGGUAAGACUGAUGUUUUGGUGGAGUUGGUGAAGGGAGGAGCCAAUUUGGACCUACAGGAUAUGGUGUGUAUAGUGAUGAAUACCGGGUACCGUAUUCUCCUGAGUCUAAGUCACACUUUUGAAUUUCUUACUGUGCUCGCUCUUAGAACUGAUAAGCAGUUUUCUAUGCUGUAUGGCUACUGUGCAACUUUUAACUUAGCCUUUGAGUAUGUACGUACGUACUGUACCUCAAUGCAGCAAUAUGUACUUUUACAUUGGGGUGCAAGCCAUUUUCCACCAUGAAUUAUGGUUAGGAAUUUUAAAAACAAUAUUACUCAACCUUACUGGUAGGAAUAUCAGAGCCACUUGAAUGUACUGCACGUGUGCAUUUCAUGACACUGGCGUAGGAAAAACGCAAAUUCGCAUACAUAGAGAUGACACAUUGUUUGUUGUCAAGUUGCAUGUGGCGGCAGAAAACGUGGUAACAGACAGACAGACAGACAGGCACAAAAACUAACAAACCAAGUACCGUAACCCUCGCUGCGCAUGCACGCCGAGGGUUAACUAGAGCGUUUAACUCUGUAGCAUAACUUGUUCGCCUCCUCUAGUGAAGAUGAGAGAGAGGAAGAAUCUCCUUUGCCAUGGAAUCUACAUGUACAUAUCUCUAACACUCUGAGCCUUACUGGUCGGAAGAUCAGAGCCACUUCAUCAUGAAUGUUAAUACACCUGUGUAUUCUAUAAUGAGAAUCUCUCAUCACACAGUAUGGGGAGUCAGCACUGAUGAGAGCAGCCUGGGAGGGUAAGACUGAUGUUGUGGUGGAGUUGGUGAAGGGAGGAGCCAAUUUGGACCUACAGAAUAAGGAUGGAGACUCUGCAGUCAUCAGAGCUGUAGUGGGUUAUGAACCAGCCACUCUGAGGGAGCUAGUGAGGGCAGGGAGUGACCUCAACCUCCAGAACCAGGAGGGACUCACUCCACUAAUGAUAGCUGUCAGGAGUGGGAGAACUGACAUUACUAACAUUCUACUGGAGGGAGAACACAUCAACGUGGACAUUCAGGAGAAUUAUACCAUUUACAGGAAUAAGGGGUGUCAGCUUAGUGCUUACAAACGGAGAUUGCUGAGGUCAAGGCUGAGGAAGGAGAGGAAGGGAGGCCUCAUCGCACUGGGGAAGAGAGACCUCAGUAUAACUAUGAGGGAGAGUCCUCAGACUGUGGCCAUCAGUGCUCCUCCCACUCAACAGGACAGUUCUACUGUUGAUCAGGACACUCCUCUUACUCAACAGGACAGCUCUACUGUUGAUCAGGACACUCCUCCCACUCAACAGGACAUCAUUGAUACCACCCAGAUCACCUCUCAUCAGAGAAGAGGAAGAAGAAACAUAUCUCAGGCUCUGAGGAACCUGGUGAAAAGGUCAGGACAGAUAGCAGUCCAGAUCUUCAAUGACCUGGACAGACGUCUCAAGUCAGCUGACAAGAAAGACCAGCCAGGGCUCAGAGCAGAGGGUAGGGGUCAGGGAAGCGAGGGGAAACAGAAAAUGGACAAUAGAAAGAGUCGUUCUGAAAACAGGAAACCAUCCACUACUACUAGUACUGUCAAGUAGAAAUGUGUCCAUUACCAUAUUUCCGCUUUUUCACAAUAAUUAAAGUGUAGCAUUAUUAUGCAUUAUUUUGCUUUAUGAACACUUUUAAAAACAUUUUGUCAUGUGUAUUUUGUCAAUCAACAUCUACAAUAUCUACAACAUUAUUAUUGUGACAAGCAGCCUGCACUGUUUUCCAUUCUCUGAGUUAACAUUGGCUGCUGGAUCAAAAACCGACCCAGCUUAUGUUGUAGUAU